Messenger RNA from Coccinella septempunctata (seven-spotted ladybird), 634 nucleotides. RefSeq names its product pheromone-binding protein-like. Gene Ontology annotation, molecular function: odorant binding. Lineage: Eukaryota; Metazoa; Arthropoda; Insecta; Coleoptera; Coccinellidae. Bases 108 to 554 code for a protein of 148 amino acids. The transcript is spliced from 6 exons. Gene Ontology annotation, biological process: sensory perception of smell. The record is from RefSeq and is a predicted model, not a curated record.
GACUUCUAUUCAUGCACAUAUAUAAAUAUAAAAUUUGUGAACAUCUUCAGUAGAUAACGAGCUCUUAACAGAAUAGCCUUUUACUGAAAAUACGCAGUACAACAAAAAUGUUCCGCCUUCUUUUAGUAGCGUGUCUUGUAGUGGUGGCAGUCAAUGGACUGAGUCAAGAACUCAAAGAAAAGUUCAUGGAACGCUUAGAAUCCAUCGGCGGAGAAUGUGCAACUGAAGUAGGUGCAAACGAAGAUGACAUUGCUGAACUUAUUGCUCACAAGUGGCCCUCCAGGCAUGAGGGUGAAUGUAUGAUUUUCUGUUUCUACAGACAUUUCGACAUGAUGCAUGCAGAUGGAUCUCUUCAUGCUGAAGGAGCAAUAAAAAUGAUGGAACCGCUGAAAGCUGAUGAUCCAGAUUUAUACGAAAAAUUCAUGACUAUUGGGAAGCAGUGUGCAGAAGAAGUGAAAUCGCAGGAUGAUAAAUGCAAAUUCGCUACAGAGUUAGCCCAAUGUGGGGUCAAAAAAGGAAAAGAGAUGGGAUUGGAUGAGUCACUUUUUGAGUAGCGACUUGCAUGAAGGUUUCAGAAUUGGUUGACAUGGAUUGUAUAUUUUAUCUUUAUUGGAAUAAAGUUUUUACAUAAAUU